Molecule: messenger RNA, 1695 nt
Organism: Pyrus x bretschneideri (Chinese white pear)
Lineage: Eukaryota; Viridiplantae; Streptophyta; Magnoliopsida; Rosales; Rosaceae
Product: sugar transporter ERD6-like 7
Exons: 18
Coding region: 236-1666 (476 amino acids)
Biological process (GO): transmembrane transport; carbohydrate transport
Cellular component (GO): membrane
Molecular function (GO): sugar transmembrane transporter activity
Source: RefSeq, a predicted model, not a curated record
GCUCACUUUUAUCUCUUUGUUAGACACUUCAAAUCAACAAAGCCAGUGUCAGUGCAGAUCAAAACUUUUACGAGUUCAGAAAAAUAAAAAAAAAGAUGAUGUUACUGGAUAAAGAUUUACUGGUUUCCAUUAUUUGAUUGUUUCUUGAUUACAUAGUCCAUCUCUUUUAAUCGUUUCUCUUUUCCAUUUGCACAAGUUCAUCGCGACGUUUCGAGUUUGUAAAAUUCAGGCAGACAUGGCCAUCAAAGAGAACGUAGAGAGGGAUGUGCAGAAGGAGGAAGCAAGAGAGCCACUCAUGAGGGUGGUGGAGAAUAAAAUGGACGGUGAAGAUCGAAGCAGCAGAGGGGAUCAAUGGAUGGUUUAUCUCAGCACAUUUGUUGCAGUUUGUGGCUCUUUUGAAUUUGGAUCCUGUGUUGGUUAUUCAUCGCCGACUCAAUCUGCCAUCAGGGAAGAUCUCAGUUUAACAUUAGCAGAGUUUUCAGUGUUUGGAUCCAUAUUGACAUUCGGCGCAAUGAUGGGUGCUAUCACAAUUGGUCCCAUAACUGAUUUUCUAGGCCGGAAAGGGGCGUUGAGAGUUUCCUGUGCUUUCUGUGUUGUAGGUUGGCUCGCUAUUUACUUCUCGAAGGGAGUUUUGUCUCUGGAAAUUGGGAGACUGGCAAGUGGAUAUGGAAUGGGAGCCUUUUCAUACGUGGUACCUGUUUUCGUAGCUGAAAUCGCACCCAAACAUCUUCGAGGAAGACUAACUGCUGUAAAUCAGUUAAUGAUCUGCGUUGGAGGGUCCAUGUCGUUCAUAUUUGGGGUAGUAGUAAGUUGGAGGGAUUUAGCAUUAAUCGGAAUUGUUCCAUGUGCUGUGACCAUUCUCGGCCUCUUUUUCAUUCCUGAGUCUCCAAGAUGGUUGGCAAAGACAGGACACCAGAAAGAUUUCGAAGUUGCACUGCAGAAACUUCGUGGUAAAGAUGCUGACAUCUCUCACGAAGCAGCAGAAAUCCAGGAUUAUAUAGCAACUCUUGAACGGCUCCCAAAAGCUAAAUUACUGGAUUUUUUUCAAAAGAGAUACUUGCGGUCGAUCAUUAUUGCGGUUGGGCUGAUGGUCUGUCAACAAUUGGGGGGAAUUAACGGGGUCUGUUUCUACACCAGCAAUAUUUUUAAGCAAGCAGGAUUUUCGCCUAGUGUUGGAACCAUAUCCUUUGCUAUCCUUCAGGUUGUGGUUACUGGCAUUGGUGCAUCUGUGAUGGAUAAAGCCGAAAGAAAGCCUCUAAUUCUGAUUUCUGCAUCAGGCUUGGUACUCGGAUGUCUCCUGACUGCCAUUUCAUUCUUUCUGAAGGUUCAUGACUUGGCACACAAGGCAUCUCCCAUACUUGCUGUAACCGGCAUUCUGGUCUAUAUAGGAUCCUUUGCGAUAGGAAUGGGAGCAGUUCCUUGGGUCAUUAUGUCUGAGAUAUUCCCUAUAAAUAUCAAGGGGCAGGCUGGGAGCUUAGCGACGUUGGUGAACUGGUUCGUUGCAUGGUUGUGUUCCUACACUUUCAACUAUCUUAUGAGUUGGAGCUCCUACGGUACCUUCAUUCUGUAUGCAGCAAUCAACGCUCUGGCCGUAGUGUUUGUGGUUUCGAUGGUACCUGAAACGAAGGGGAAAACCCUGGAACAAAUCCAAGGAGCCAUUAACUAGUAGAGAACAAAAGGAAGGAAACGAAGAGC